AUGGUUGAAAAUGCGACUAGUGAGAGAACAUAUAUAUUUGAGCCAAUUUUAGGAGAGCUGGUUGAAGAUUCAGGGACUAGUACACCAUUACUUGAGUCAAUGAGAGGGACAUCGACGCAAAACAAUAAGCGGUAUCACUCUAGUUUCGAUAGAACAAAAAUUGGAAGUGACCGCAUAACUGAACAUAACUUCAAGAACUCCUCAGAAUUAUCAGCCCGACACAUUAUUACUAUAGCUUCAUCAAUGUUUCUAGGCAUAUUCCUUGCUGCUCUUGAUAAUACUGUUGUCUCUACCUUAUUGCCUCACAUUGGAUCAGAGUUCAAUGAUAUGCCCAGAAUAUCUUUGGUGGCUACAGUGUAUCUUAUGUCCAGUGCUGUUUUUCAGCCAUUGUUUGGAAAGAUUUCAGAUAUAUUCGGGAGGAAGCCACUGCUUGUCUUGAGUAACAUGAUGUUUUUCUUCGGUUGCCUGAUAUGCGGUUUAAGCUAUAACAUCUGGUGGUUAAUAUUUGGCAGAUUCGUCACGGGGAUUGGCGGGGGCGGUCUCACGUCUAUGUGUACAAUCACUUUGAGCGACAUUAUUCCUCUUCGAAACAGAGCAGUAUAUCAAGGAGCUGGUAACUUUUUCUACGCUUUAGGAACUGCUUGUGGUGGAUUAGUUGGUGGAUUGUUUAGCCAAUACGGAAGAGGUUGGAGAAUGGCUUUUCUUGUACAGCUGCCCUUUUGUUUUCUUAGCUGCAACUUAAUCAUAAUUUACUUGCGACUAGCUAGUGACAAAGAUAUCUCAGAAAGAUCCCCUUUAACUUACAAGCUUAAGCUGAUAGAUUGGUAUGGUGUCAUAGCUUUGAUAUCCUUUCUAUUGUUGCUCAUGGUGACAAUAACAGUUGGUGGCCAGUACAUGCCAUAUCGCUCUAUGAAUUUCCUUCUACUAUGCAUCGCAGUGUGUGUUUCUGGUCUUAUAUUUGUCUAUACAGAAAUUUAUUGGACAAGCGACCCAAUUCUUCCUGUUUCCUUUCUCAAAAACAAAAGUGUUUUAGGUUCGAGUCUCGCAAAUUGGUUUUGUAUGAUGGGAAUGAUGACAACGACCUACUAUUUGCCAAUCUACUGGUCAAGCGUGUUAAACCAAGGGCCGGUCGAAAUAGGCAAAAAAUCUGUAUCCAGCUUCUUCAGCAUGGCCUUUGGUUCAUUCGGAACGGGGUAUUAUGUGAAAAGAUUUGGAAAAUAUUACAAACUUAUGCUAUUAUCUUGCCUCAUAUUGAUAGUUGGGCAGCUCCAAAUCAUCUCUAUCAAUCCAAAAAUGUCUCAAUGGAGACAGUCUAUCCUUCUAGCUGUACCAGGGCUUGGUGUCGCAAUAUUGAUUACGGUUACACUAUUGGCAAUGAUAGCCGCUGUUCCACAAAAGCACCAGGCAGCCACAACAUCAAUUUCGUACGCUUUCAGAACAACAGGAUGCACAAUUGGUGUUUCACUCGGUGCAGCAAUAUUCCAAAAUUGUCUGAGAAGUGUUGUUACAAAGGCUGUAAUGAGCUUUCAUAGCAAUAUACAUUCUGAAAGGGAGCUCGCUUAUAUCAUUGAAAGAGCUUUACAUUCAUCUGACUGGGUAAACAAUGGCUCACCUGAUUUUGUACGCCAGACCUUAUUGGAUUGUUACCAGUAUGCAUGUGACAAGACAUUUAAAUUUUGCCUUAUUUGUUUUGUUUUGACAGCUGCUUCAUGUUCAGUAAUCAAGGAGCAUAAGUUGCCUACAGCCCUUGACUCAGAAGACUGUUCUCAUGAAUAG
This is a messenger RNA of Lachancea fermentati, 1776 nucleotides long. The record is from the annotation of a GenBank genome assembly. Lineage: Eukaryota; Fungi; Ascomycota; Saccharomycetes; Saccharomycetales; Saccharomycetaceae.